This is a messenger RNA of Fusarium odoratissimum NRRL 54006, 2735 nucleotides long. RefSeq lists its product as uncharacterized. Gene Ontology annotation, molecular function: cis-regulatory region sequence-specific DNA binding; protein binding. The coding region runs from base 168 to 1667 and encodes 499 amino acids. The record is from RefSeq and is a predicted model, not a curated record. Lineage: Eukaryota; Fungi; Ascomycota; Sordariomycetes; Hypocreales; Nectriaceae. Gene Ontology annotation, cellular component: nucleus. The transcript is spliced from 2 exons.
ACUCGCUGUAUCUGAUUUCAACGUAGAGGUACCUGACUUAUCGCAUCAUACAAUUCAGUCUUGUUUUGCUCAUGAGUUUUGAUUUUUAGCGGGUUCUUCCGAUUUUCUCUCUACAAGUUACUUCUUUCAUAUUUUCUAUAGCAGGCAACCGCGGACUCGACACUCAAAUGCCUUCAGCCAUCGUCAGCAAUGGCACUGGCCAUCAUGAUUCACUCUGUGAUAGGAGAAACGACACAUAUGAGUCAACUCUCCAAAGUGACUCAAUUCCUCCUCAUCCACUAGGGCUCAAGCCAUUAGGCAACCAGUAUUUCUUCACGGGUCGCAAUGCGAGGCGCUCAAUUGGGAGCUGGAGACUUCUGCCAGACGAGGUUAUCUCGCUUGUACUAGAGCAGUUUGAUGCUGUGGCUCUCCUGAAGCUUGGCCACACCUGCAAAUUCUUAUACGCCUUUUGCCACUCCGAUGAAUUUUGGAAGCCUAUCUUUCUCCAGUCACCACCACCAGACAGCAAGGAUAUACGAUGGCAAGGAUCAUGGAGAUCAACUGUUUUAGGUUUGCCCAGUGACCAAGGGACCAGAAUUGACUGCAGCAAUGUCUUUUCAGAUGUCCUUCACCGGCCAUUUGCCUGCAGUCAUGUCAUCCUUAACCGUUUCACCUCGCAUAUUCCCAAGGCAAACCAGAUCCGUCGCUUCGAGAACCUGACUUACGAUCAGUAUGCUGAGAAAUGGACUGAGCAGCCAUUUGUGCUUACCAAAUGCAUUCAGGAAUGGCCAGUAUAUGAGGAGUGGACUAUCGAUAGCAUGCUCCAGAUGUUUGCUGAGGUCGAGUUUCGUGCUGAGGCUGUUGACUGGCCAUUCGCAACCUACCACACAUACAUGAAGAACAACAGCGACGAAAGCCCUCUGUAUCUCUUUGAUCGGAGAUUUGCAGAAAAGAUGGGGAUCAGAGUCGGUAAGAAGCCAGGCGCUGCAUACUGGAGACCAGACUGCUUUGGCCCUGAUCUAUUCGAGGUUCUUGGAGAUGAACGCCCUGCCCAUCGAUGGCUGAUUGUCGGUCCUGAGCGAAGUGGCUCAACCUUCCACAAAGACCCUAACGCAACGAGUGCUUGGAAUGCUGUAAUUCAAGGAUCCAAGUAUUGGAUAAUGUUCCCACCAGCUACACAGGUGCCCGGUGUUUAUGUUUCCGAUGACAGCAGCGAAGUCACCAGUCCCCUUAGCAUUGCUGAGUGGCUUCUCACUUUUCAUGAAGAAGCACGGCAGCUUCCUGACUGCGUUGAGGGUAUUUGCGAAGCGGGAGAGAUUAUUCAUGUUCCCAGCGGAUGGUGGCAUCUGGUGGUUAAUCUCGAGAGCGGCAUUGCACUUACGCAGAACUUCGUGCCACAGAGCUUAAAUCUUGUAUCAGAAGUUGUUUCCUUCUUGCGAGACAAGGCUGACCAGGUCAGUGGAUUCGAUGAUAAAGUCGCGGAUCCUUUUAGACUCUUCGUGGAGAGAAUGAAGAGCAGCUAUCCAGAAGUUCUGGACAAAGCCCUGGACCUGGCCGAUAAGAAGAGCGGGAAAAAACGUAAAUGGGAUGCUGCUGUUGGUGGAAUAGAUGAUGAACAAGAGCAGGAAGGAGGUGAUGGUUUCAGUUUUGGUUUCGGGGGCGAUGGUGAUGAUGAUGAAAUACCCUAGAAAGACUCACCCUUUCUACCCUUGCAAUUCAAUCCAAGUUGGCGACUUAUGACUCCUUUCUUAGUAGCGAAAUAUGAGGGAGUCAGCAGAAGCAAGCCCCCCUAUCUUGCAAGAUAUAACAUCAGGAGCUGUGAUACGCUCGGCAACCUUCGAAUAGUCACUAGAGUUGCCGCUAUGAGCCUGAUGUAAUUGGGCAAUUGACAGUCGGUAGAUGGCAUGUUUGAACAGAAGCCAGAGAGCUUCCAGAGAAGCUUUGGGUCUUUCUUGGUUAUCCUGGUAUUUAGUAUCUUACCUCCAGGUUUACGGAAAUGAAAAUUGAAAAGGGUUUUGAUGGUGAAAAUAAAACCUACCAACCCAGAGACCGCUGGAACUGAUGGUGUUGAAGACGACCACCUGGGAAGGCAUGGGCUUAGUAAGAAGCAUGGGUCUUUUUCCAAUCAGAACCUUUGACGACAACCUGUUCAUGGUUUGGUUGCUUUGGCAGUUAAAUAAUGAACGACACUCUGUCCAAUGAUUGAGUUUAGGCAUGUUGCAUGAACGUGGCGCCUGAGAGACAGGGAAGAGUGAGCAAACGGAAUAGUCAAGUGCGUACGGACAGAAUGUGUUAUUUAUUAGAACUGAAACAUCCAUACUUGUUGUUCCGAUUAGACUCUUACUCAGCAGCAGAAUCACUCAAUCAGGGUAUGUGAUACUUUCUUUUUGUCUUUGAAAACACUACUAAGAUCUAGGUAGUGACAUGACCUUGCCAAAACGGAGGAAAGGAGAGGUUCUCUGUCCCUAAAAUUUGUGUUCUACUAUAGUUGUAUACCUUGUUUCGUACUAGGAGCCGACUUUAUCGUGUCUGUCAUGACCAAGAAAGAAAAGAAAAGAAAAGAAAAAAAAAAAAGGAAAAGAAGAAAAAUGCCCCAUGAACUAAAAUAGCAACUAAGAUGGCUUUGAUCACAUGUGGUAAACGUGAGAGCAGACAGUCAUCGCCGAAUACGUGAUGGAAUGUAGGACUGGGCUAACUUGGCUGAAUGAGUGCCCAGCUAGAAGUAAGGCGACUGAAAGUUUAAACAACAGGACAAU